This is a messenger RNA of Exophiala bonariae, 552 nucleotides long. RefSeq names its product NEDD8-conjugating protein ubc12 (gene UBC12). The coding region runs from base 1 to 552 and encodes 183 amino acids. The record is from RefSeq and is a predicted model, not a curated record. Lineage: Eukaryota; Fungi; Ascomycota; Eurotiomycetes; Chaetothyriales; Herpotrichiellaceae. The transcript is spliced from 4 exons.
AUGAUGAAAAUAUGGUCUAUGAAACAGCAGCAGCAGAAGGAUGAGCAAGCAUCUGGAGGCACACAAAAGAAGAAAAAGGUCACAGCUGCGCAGUUGAGAGUUCAAAAAGAUCUGAGUGAACUCUCUUUGGGGACUACCAUGAAAACCACAUUCCCCGAUGCUGAUGACAUCCUGAAUUUCACCCUGACGAUCGAGCCAGACGAGGGCAUGUACAAGGGAGGCAGCUUUGUGUUCAGUUUCGCCAUCAAUCAGAACUUCCCACACGACCCUCCUAAGGUCAAGUGUACACAAAAGAUCUAUCAUCCCAAUAUCGACCUAGAGGGCAACGUCUGCCUGAAUAUCCUCCGAGAAGACUGGAAGCCAGUGUUGAACCUCAACGCGGUAAUUGUCGGCAUGCAGUUCCUCUUCCUCGAACCCAAUGCAUCUGAUCCCCUCAACAAGGAAGCCGCUGAGGACCUCAGAACUAACCGAGAAGGGUUCCGAAGAAACGCCCGAACAGCCAUGGGCGGAGGGGCCGUUCGAGGGCAGAGUUACGAUCGCGUCCUACGGUGA